This is a messenger RNA of Trichomonas vaginalis G3, 1704 nucleotides long. Its product is annotated as protein ubiquitination. Lineage: Eukaryota; Parabasalia; Trichomonadida; Trichomonadidae. The record is from RefSeq and is a predicted model, not a curated record. Gene Ontology annotation, molecular function: protein binding. The transcript has a single exon. The coding region runs from base 1 to 1704 and encodes 567 amino acids.
AUGUCAUCUACAGACAAUAGUUUCAAAGUCAAAAGCUUAUUCGAUAUCAACAUACCAGAGGAACUAUUGCCUAUUGUUCAGACUGAAGAUAUGCUGUGGAAUUUGAAUCAAGAAAACAUUAUAAGUGUUGCUAACAAACUUACAUCUGUACUUACCAAAAAUGUAUCUCCCGAGUUUAUCCUUUAUACGCUAAAUACAAUUUGUGUCUUAUGUCACAAAAAAGUUAAAAUUUCCGUUAAUCUUCUCAGAUCUUUGAAGUGUUACAGGAAAUCAAAAACAUCAAUUUACAACGAAUUUGCUAUAGAAUACAACAAAUCUACUCCUCAUCGCUCCAAAGAUAAAUUGAAUAUCGAAAAAGAACUCAAGAGAGGUCCAAAUCCAAUUUACAAAGUGAUAUAUGAUGAUGAUUUAGACAAAUUCAAAGAAAUGAUGAAUUCUUCUAAAAUUUCUAUUGGUCACCGCAAAGAUCCAAUACUUGGUACAUUUAAUCUCAUUGAGCUUGCAGCAAGCUGCGGCUCUGUCAAUAUAUUUUGCUUUUUAUUGAAGAAUAAUGCUGAGAUAGAUAAAAAGACAUUGUACCACGCUUAUCAAGGAGGAAAUCCAGAAAUAAUUGGUUACUGUCAUGAGAUAUUCGGCGUUGACGAGGAUUGUUUAUACAAUGCAAUCAAGUACCAUAACAACGAGAUUGCUGAUAAUUUAAUAAAACGCGGAAUUUACGGAAAAAAUAUUACAAUUGCGGAAUGCCUUGUAAAUUCAAACAUAAGAGCAGCAUUAUUCUUAAUAGAAAAUGGUUUCGAUAUAAACUUAACAACGCAAAGAAAGAUUCAUAGCGUUCAAGUUUUUAAUCCUCUUGGUUUGGCAUGUGAAAUGAAUUGUUAUCCAUUAUUCCAACAUUUAAUAUCUAAUGGAUGCAAAUAUGAUUAUGUGCCAGAAGAUUCUGAAAAUUAUUCACUUCCUUUCUUAAUUGCAUGUUCAUGUAACGCUAUUGAGAUUGUUCAGUACUUAAUUGAGAUCGGCGUUGAUCCUAAUAUUGAACAUAAUAAUGUGACACCACUAAUGGCCUCUAUUCACUCAGAAAAUAAGGAUUGUCUGAAUUAUUUACUUUCCAAAGGAGCAGAUAUCAAUAAAGUGCUCAAGAAUUCAGGAACAGCAUUGACUUAUGCAAUAGAAAACGAUAAUGAAAAAGCAGUUAUUAAUUUUUUGUCUAAUGGAGCUAAUUUCUUUUACAAAGUUCCUGUAUACCAAUUUAAUGAGCAUGAAUUACAUGAUGUAACACCACUCGACAUUGCCGCGCUCUGCGGAAAUUCUAAUUUGCUCUUUGAUAUGUGUUCAGCAAUAAAAUCAAAAAUUUUGCCGCCAAAUCCGAUGGAUAGGUUCUAUUCUUUAUUGAAUAAGAGAGUAAUUACAAAGUUGCAAAGAAUUGUUUCCUUGAAUUUCCAAUUUAGUAAUGAUAAUUCAGGUAUUCCGUCUGAACAGGUCGUUUCACAUACUUCAAAGAAAUCACCACUAAGAAAAGCUAAAUUGGUCACUAUUCCAGUUCGGACAAAUUCAAAAGAAGGUGAAAAAGAAUCAGUUAACAAUUCUGAUGCAAAAUCAUCUAAUGAUACUUCUAAAUCCUCUUCAUCUUCUUCUUCUUCGUCUUCAUCAUCAUCUUCAUCCUCGUCAUCUUCUGACUCUUCAGAUUCUGAUGAUGAUUACGAAUGA